AUGUUUAGCGGGGUUACGGAAGCCUCAGACCCUCGCUUGCUUGCUCUCACUGGCUUUCUGGCCAGCUCCACUCGUGAGCAGGCAGCGUUCCGAUCUCGCCCUCGGGGGGAGCUAGGAGAUAUUAUCAGGGAGAUGCUCCUUAUGGUGACGGGCCUCUUCAUGGAGGUAGAUGCUCGCGAUCACACUCUCCAGGAGUCAGUGGAUCACCGGGUCGAGGAGGCACGUUUGGAGGAAAACCCGUCUGCCACCAGUGAUGCCCGAAGCAAUCUCGCCGUAGCUCGAGAGCAUUCCAAGUCCUUACAGGCAGAGCUGGCAUAUGCCCUGGAUGCUCUCAAGAGAGCGGAUGAGAAGGCAGCUGAGGCGGAGAUUCGUUGUAAAGAAGCCCUAAAACAGCUGUCUUCUCUGGAAGCAGUCCAAAGGGAGAGAGAUGAGGUCCGAAGGGAGAGAGAUGAGGUCCGCCACCAGUAUGAGGCCUUGAAGGCAGAUUCUGAGGCAGCCCAGUUCCAACAUGAGGUAGUGAUGGCUCAGAGGGAGGAAGUCCUGACUCGGGUAGUGGUCCUUGAGCAGGAGUUGGUCAAGCAUGCAGAAAGUUUUAAAGACCUGACCUUGGAGGCUGAGACAACAAAACUCCAAAAUCAACAUCUUAGCCAAAAGAUCGAGGCUUUGAAGAAGAGAUGCUCAGUCCUGCUUGAGGAUGCUAAGCUGGCUGAAGAUAGGGUUCAGCUGGAGUGUGAGGAGCGCCUGUGGGAAUUCAAGGAGUCAGCCGAGCUGAAGAAGGAGAUUGAACAGGCCUGUGACGUUCGUCUUCAAGCUUACAGGGACUCUCCUAAGUUGAAAGCAGAGAUAGCCGAGGCCUGCCAAGCACGACUUGCGAAGUACAAGGCCUUUGACGAACUGAAGACGGCUAUUUGGCAAAAGGGCUUCCGUAUGUUCGCGUCUGGCUUCAAUCGAGGUUUGAGGGAGGCCAGACAGGCUCCUUCCACUCCGCUGUCUGAACUCCGAGCCAAAGAGGAAGACUCUGAUGGCGAGGAGGUGCUUUAUAGAGAGGAUGACCUACCCCUGCCUAAGGGAACUUCUCGCACUUCAGCUGGGCCCUCUGAUAAGGACAUUGGGCUAGGAGAAAAAUAA
Molecule: messenger RNA, 1128 nt
Organism: Manihot esculenta (cassava)
Lineage: Eukaryota; Viridiplantae; Streptophyta; Magnoliopsida; Malpighiales; Euphorbiaceae
Product: ribosome-binding protein 1-like
Exons: 2
Coding region: 1-1128 (375 amino acids)
Source: RefSeq, a predicted model, not a curated record